UGCAGGAGAGGGGGAGGUGGGCGAGGAGGGCGCCAUGUACCCCGAGGCCCGCGCGGGCGGCGGGAGGGACACGGGGGCGACUCGGGACGCCUCUGGCGGCGGACCCCUCCCCAGCCCGACAGGUGAGCGCGGGCGGGCCUCGGGGCGGAGCUCGCCGGCUCCAACGACCACCCUCCGCGCCACCGCCGCCGCCAAAGCACAGAUUCUAUCUGGGUGCUGGCACUCAGCCACUCCUCUGCCAAUGAAGUACAUCUUGGUCACUGGUGGGGUCAUCUCGGGCAUCGGUAAAGGGAUCAUAGCGAGCAGCAUUGGGACGAUUCUAAAAUCAUGUGGACUCCGAGUUACUGCCAUCAAAAUCGACCCCUAUAUAAACAUCGAUGCGGGCACUUUUUCACCUUAUGAGCACGGUGAAGUGUUUGUCUUAAACGAUGGUGGAGAAGUUGAUUUAGACCUUGGAAAUUAUGAAAGGUUCUUGGACAUUAAUCUUUAUAAAGACAACAACAUCACCACUGGGAAGAUAUAUCAACAUGUGAUCAAUAAAGAGAGGCGUGGCGAUUACCUGGGGAAAACAGUACAAGUUGUCCCUCACAUUACUGAUGCUGUCCAGGAGUGGGUUAUGAAUCAAGCCAUGGUGCCUGUGGAUGGUCAUAAGGAAGAGCCCCAAAUAUGUGUUAUUGAGCUGGGUGGCACCAUUGGAGACAUUGAAGGAAUGCCAUUUGUGGAAGCGUUCAGACAAUUCCAGUUUAAAGCAAAAAGAGAGAAUUUCUGUAAUAUCCAUGUUAGCCUUGUCCCACAGCCCAGUGCUACUGGAGAACAGAAAACCAAACCCACACAAAACAGUGUCCGUGCGUUGAGGGGCUUAGGCCUGUCUCCCGAUCUGAUUGUCUGCCGAAGUUCAACGCCCAUCGAAAUGGCUGUGAAGGAAAAGAUUUCUAUGUUUUGUCACGUGAACCCUGAACAGGUUAUAUGUAUCCACGAUGUUCCUUCCACCUACCGAGUACCUGUGCUUUUGGAGGAACAAGGCAUCGUUAAAUAUUUCAAAGAGAGAUUGGAUCUGCCUAUUGGGGAUUCUGCAAGCAAUUUGCUUUUCAAGUGGAAAAAUAUGGCUGACAGGUAUGAAAGGUUACAGAAAACGUGUUCCAUAGCCCUGGUUGGCAAGUACACCAAGCUCAGGGACUGCUAUGCCUCCGUGUUCAAAGCCCUGGAACACUCAGCGUUGGCCAUCAACCACAAGUUGAAUCUGAUGUACAUAGAUUCCAUUGAUCUGGAGCAGACUACCGAAACUGAGGACCCUGUGAAAUUCCACGAAGCUUGGCAGAAACUCUGCAAAGCUGAUGGUGUUCUUGUGCCAGGAGGCUUCGGAAUCAGAGGAACGUUGGGAAAACUCCAGGCGAUUUCUUGGGCACGGUCAAGGAAGAUUCCUUUUCUGGGAGUUUGCCUUGGGAUGCAACUGGCAGUGAUAGAAUUUGCGAGAAACUGCCUUAACUUGAAAGAUGCUGAUUCCACAGAAUUUGAGCCAAAUGCCCAUGUUCCUGUGGUGAUUGAUAUGCCGGAACACAACCCUGGCAAUUUGGGAGGAACGAUGAGGCUGGGAAUAAGAAGAACUGUUUUCAAAACUGAAAAUUCAAUAUUAAGGAAACUUUAUGGUGACGUUCCUUUUAUAGAAGAAAGACACAGACAUCGGUAUGAGGUGAAUCCUAGCCUGAUCAACCAACUUGAGCAUAAUGACUUAAGUUUUGUAGGUCAGGAUGUCGACGGGGAGCGGAUGGAGAUCAUUGAACUGGCAAAUCACCCCUAUUUUGUCGGUGUCCAAUUCCAUCCUGAGUUUUCUUCGAGGCCAAUGAAGCCUUCCCCUCCAUACCUGGGGCUAUUACUUGCGGCAACUGGGACUCUGAAUGCCUACCUCCUUCAGGGAUGCAAGCUGUCUUCCAGUGAUAGAUACAGCGAUGCCAGUGAUGACAGCUUUUCAGAGCAAAGGAUAGCUGAGUUGGAAAUCAGCUGAAACUGAUACGUGACUUGGAAUCACCAGGACUGCCUGAGAGGGCUCUGAAGUAACCGAAGCCAAGAUGAAGGAAGUAUCUAAGGAAAUCACCACACUCAUAGAAUCACUCUUUUCUCCACCAAACAUGGGAUGUACAGCCUCGAGGGGAAUCUAAUAAUAUGCACUUCCAUGAACCAGAAUCAAAGGGGUAGUUUUCUUUUUCCUCCAGAGGUGACCUUUGGUUCUUGCAAAUUUCUGUAGCCAAUUAAACUUUUCCCAGCAACUUCAGCGGGCAGAAAGUGUGUUGGUGUCUUGUCUGGUGUAUGGAGACGUCCAGGUGGUGAGGAAGGAUCCAGGUAGCUGAGCCUUCUCUGGGCUAUAUGGGAAGGCCGGCAGGGCACACGCAACAACUAAUUUUGUGUCAAAAAUGAGUCAUUCUGUUACCUGGAAUUCAGCCACAGAUUUGCAUGUGGCCCAAGUUUAUUUCAGUUUGUCACUCUGUUUAUUUGUAGUAAAAAGUAAAAUGAAACAGGUCCAAGACUGGGGGUGGUAAGUAAGGCCCUGGCCUCAGGCACAGAAUAUAAGGGGGCAUAAAAAAACUCAGGAAUCAAGAUCGGUAACAUAUGUAUAUAUAUUUACUUGGGGUGAAAUAUCACAUAACAUAGAUUAACCAUUUCAGAGUGAACAGUGCAGGAGCACUGGGUCCAUUCGCAGUGCUGUGCAACCACCACCUUCAUCUGGUUCCGUCCCUCUUCCCAGCCGCCCCCACAGCCACUUAUCUCCUUUCUAUUUCUAUGGAUGGGCCUAUCCUGGAUAUUUCAUAUUAGUGGAAUCAUAUAAUACGUGGCCUCUCGUGUCUGGCUUCUUUCACUGAGCUUGAUGUUUUCAAGGUUCAUCCACGUUGUGGCCUAUGUCAGUUCUUCCUUGCUGUGGCUGAAUGAAUUUCCUGGUGUGGAUUAGGCUACAAUUUGUUUAUUCAUU
Messenger RNA from Globicephala melas (long-finned pilot whale), 2962 nucleotides. It is a transcript of the gene CTPS2, whose product is annotated as CTP synthase 2. Gene Ontology annotation, cellular component: cytoophidium; cytoplasm. Gene Ontology annotation, biological process: CTP biosynthetic process; pyrimidine nucleobase biosynthetic process. The record is from RefSeq and is a predicted model, not a curated record. NCBI's taxonomy places the organism in Eukaryota, Metazoa, Chordata, Mammalia, Artiodactyla, Delphinidae. Gene Ontology annotation, molecular function: CTP synthase activity; identical protein binding.